AUGAUGGACAACCCCUUCAGCGCGGCCGGCUCCCGCAUCGUCGGCGGCCAUGACGCUUUGCCCGGAUCUUGGCCUUGGCUGGUGAGCUUACAACAACCCCUGGACUACGAAGGACAAGAUUUCGGCCACACGUGCGGCGGCUUCCUCGUCAACCAAUGGUGGGUCCUGACCGCCGCCCACUGCUUCAAAGGAGUCGGCAGCGACUACCUCCAAUGGCGGCUGGUGCUGGGGGCCCGCCAACUCUCCGACCUAGGACCGGAAACCGAGGUCAGACGGAUCGCCAGGAAGAUCGAACACAAAGGAUACAACCCGCAGACCGAACAAAACGACAUCGCCCUCCUGCUCCUGGACCGCGCCGUCAAGCACAGCGACUACAUUCAGCCGGCCUGCCUCCCCCGCAGAGACACCAUCACCGAACAUCUGACCGAAUGUUACAUCGCCGGAUGGGGCGCCACCAGCGAGGAUUCGGGCGUUCCGGUGGACAUCCUCCAGGAGGCUCAGGUGCACCUCAUUGACGUGAAGAAGUGCAACAGUAGCAGCUGGUACAACGGCGCUGUCGGGAAGUACAAUCUGUGUGCCGGAUACGAGAGAGGAGGGAUCGAUAGCUGCCAGGUAUGGGGCGUCAUCGUUAUUUUCUGA
Messenger RNA from Staurois parvus, 639 nucleotides. The record is from the annotation of a GenBank genome assembly. Lineage: Eukaryota; Metazoa; Chordata; Amphibia; Anura; Ranidae.